UCCUGUGUGGAUGUGUAAAGGACUUUUUCACCAAACGAGCAUAUUGUUCCAUGACCAUACAAAGGAAAGGUUUUGUGGUAUUUUCUCAUUUGUUGCCCAGUUUAUGUAUGUUUGCCAUGAUGUUCAUAGGAUGUAAUGCAUAUGUGGACACAGUGCUACUCUGUAUGACUCUGUUUUUCAACGCAGCGGUAGUUUGCACUACAAUUUAUAAUCCGCAAGAUUUGGCACCGAACUUUGCAGGAACCAUUUUUGGCAUUAUCAGUACAAUUGGAGGAAUAUCACAAUUUUUAGUACCGGUUACUACUGCUGCCAUUACUGAGGGAGGAAAUACAAUGGACGAAUGGAGAUGGGUAUUUGUCUUGGCGGGUUCCAUUUUCCUGGUUGGAGGUCUAGCUUUUAUUUUUAUGGGAUCAAGUGAAAAGCAGCCUUGGAAUGAACCUAAGGAAACAACAUUAUAAAACAUUUUUGUUUA
Molecule: messenger RNA, 472 nt
Organism: Aethina tumida (small hive beetle)
Lineage: Eukaryota; Metazoa; Arthropoda; Insecta; Coleoptera; Nitidulidae
Product: vesicular glutamate transporter 1-like
Exons: 3
Coding region: 51-458 (135 amino acids)
Biological process (GO): monoatomic anion transport
Cellular component (GO): plasma membrane
Molecular function (GO): transmembrane transporter activity
Source: RefSeq, a predicted model, not a curated record